Messenger RNA from Aspergillus heteromorphus CBS 117.55, 1063 nucleotides. RefSeq names its product flavin-linked sulfhydryl oxidase ERV2. Gene Ontology annotation, cellular component: mitochondrion. The coding region runs from base 254 to 886 and encodes 210 amino acids. Gene Ontology annotation, molecular function: flavin-dependent sulfhydryl oxidase activity; flavin adenine dinucleotide binding. NCBI's taxonomy places the organism in Eukaryota, Fungi, Ascomycota, Eurotiomycetes, Eurotiales, Aspergillaceae. The transcript has 4 exons. The record is from RefSeq and is a predicted model, not a curated record.
AUUAUUGCUGGCAACUCCCACUUCUCUCCUUUUGGCCCAUUUUGAGCUGCUUCACUGUAUCUAUCUCAUUUGUUGUUUCAGGUCUCUACCCGUGUCUCUCCUUCGUUCUGUCUCUCGUUAGAUCUGCCCGCGAAUCUUGGAAACCUAAACCAAGCAUUUCCUCGACGGGCCACUUGGCGAUCUGGCCCGCCAUUGACGGCUUCUAUUGAUUUGCGAAUUGCGAUAUCCCUGAAACCCACCACUUGUACCCACCAUGGCAAACCGCCAGAUUACUCGGCGCAUCCUCAUCAGCCUUGCCAUCUCUAUAUUUCUGAUAUUCGUCUUCUUCAUCAAGCCCGACGGGCCUCCUAGCCCCGCGAUCCGUGCCCCGGGUCACAUCGACAAGUCUGCGCCGGCUGUGCUGUCGAAAGAUGACCUCACCAAGGGAGAGGUUGUGAUGCCCCGACUGGGGAACGCAACUGCCAAGGCGGAAUUGGGUCGUGCGACGUGGAAGUACUUCCACACCAUGCUUGCGCGGUAUCCCGAAGAUCCCACGGAGGAGCAGCAGGAAACGCUUCGAUCAUUCAUCUACCUUUUCGCGCGCCUCUACCCAUGCGGAGAAUGCGCAUCCCAUUUCCAAGGCCAUCUGAAGAAAUACCCGCCGCAGGUUUCGUCGCGCAACAUCGCCGCGGGAUGGGGCUGCUUCAUCCACAACGAGGUCAAUACCAUGCUUGAAAAACCGCUUUUUGACUGUAACAAUAUCGGGGACUUCUACGACUGCGGUUGUGCCGGGGAUGAAGAAGACGACCAGGAGACUGGGACGGAUAAGAAAGAUAAGGCUCAGGCCGCCACUCGAGACGAGGCCGAUGAUGCCGAAGACGCGACAUUUCCGGCCGAGAUAUCCUAGGAAGUGACGACACGGGAUGAACAGGACCCAGAAACUUUGCGUUCUGCCCGUGCACUUGGUUGCGUUGCAGAUUCGGUAUCUUAUACCCAUCACUUAUCUUCUAUAUUCCACCAGCGCAGGAUCGCUGAGUGCUUUGGACCGGGAUCAUUACAUUAGCGUAUACUCCACUACAGUCAC